GAUCCAGCUGUUCCAGUUAUGGCAGUUGGUGAUAAGCCACUAUGAACUGAGCACCUGGACAUAGUGUGAGACAGAGAUGAUUCAACCUGCACUCACACGUUUCCUCUUUGUGUUCGGACUCUUCCAGAAAGGUCUAACAUCUGUAAUCCAGUCUGUGGAGACUGUGGAGGAAGCAGUGGGAGAAGAUGCUCUCCUCAGCUGUCAGAUCCUAAAGUCUGAAAAUGUGGUGCAGGUCACAUGGCAGAAACAGACGAUGGAUGACGUGACCAAUCUCGCCACCUCCAACACUAUCUUUGGCUCCAGGGUGAUGUCAGACUUCAGAGACAGAGUGGAGGUGAAAGAUGGUGGACUGCACAGCCGCUCCAUAGUGAUCAAGAACGUGACGGAGGAGGAUGAAGGCUGCUACCUCUGCCACUUCAUCACCAAGCCUGCUGGAGCGUUCACUGGCAGAACCUGCCUCAGGGUCUAUGAGCUGCAUGAACCCGUUCUACACGUGAGAGAAUCAGAUUCAACUGAUGAGUUCCUGGUUUCCUGCUCCGCCACAGGACGACCUGCUCCAACCGUAACUCUCAACGUCACACAGCAAGACUUCUACCUCUCACAGAACCAAACUCUGUUGAUCAACACAAACGGUACAUUCACUGUCACUGCCACAGCCGUGUUGGCAGGUUUCAAUGAUGCUGGCAGACUGGUUGGAUGUGCCGUGCAGGUGCUCUCCUGUCGUAAAGAGGCGUUUGUGGAGAUUCCUGAUGUGAAACUGACGCCUCCCAGUGGUGUGGAUGAGGGAUCUGGAUCUGCUGGCAGAAGCUUCAUCAGGACGUGGAUUGUGGUAGUGACCUGCCUUUGUGCUGCUUCAGUCUUAGCUGUCCUGAUAAUACGAAAACUAAGCAGCAGAUCCUUCAGUCCGUCACCCAGAGGCCAGGAGAUGAUUGAGGUUCCUCAAACUGCAGACGCUGAUACGGCCCAAGAAGCUUUGUCCCCACCAGUGGAGAGUUCGGUCAGAAAACGGACACCUCCUUCAGAAGAUAGACAGAACAUAGCAAGAACCUGAGUCGCCUUCAAAUGUCAGAAUUCUUCAAUCUGACCAGUAGGUGAAGCUCAGGUCUCCACUGAAAGUUCAAUGUUGUCUACUGUAGACGGAGUUUCUUCAUCCAGAGAUAUUUCAAUUUCCUUUUUUAUUUUCAUGUUCCAUCUGUUGCGUGUUAGUGUGUUCGACCCUCUACUCUAAAGUCCGUUUUGACUCCAGACUUUCUGCAGAAGUUAGGGGGCAAAAAAAUGUGUCUGCUUUCAGACGUGCACUGAACUUCAAAGAUCCUCCAGACGAUUCAACAACUACAAUGAGUCAUAUGAUGAGGUUGACUAGAUGUGUGUCACUUUGUGUGUUUCUGUUGUGAAGAGCAGUAGUGUAGUGAUUAGGUUCUCAGCAUUUUGAUUGUGUUGUUUUGGUGGUGUAAGGGUUUACGUGUGUUUUUUUAUUGACUGAUAUCUAGAUAGUUUCUGUUCCUUUUUUACAUUUGUCAUUGUGCAUUUAUUUUUUAAUAUUCAAGGUUCUUAGUAGAGCUAUAGUGCUAUACAAGAAGAGAGAGUGGAGUCAGCCGAGGUCUUACUUGAUACUUGAUACGUGUCAAUUUCAUAUUGUUCUUGGAAGUUUGUGGAUGCUCAUUUUAUAUUGUUAAAACGAGUCAUUCUUUUUUUUUAAAGACAUAAUGUUGAACUGCGCCUUGUUCACUUACAGUAGUUCUAAAUACAGAGGGGAGAGGGAUAUUUAUAUAUUGUGGCUGAUGUUUUUCUGGUUAUUUUGUUUAAGUUGAUGUUUCCCCACUUUUGUUUGCACUAUUGUGUUUUUUCUACAU
Molecule: messenger RNA, 1853 nt
Organism: Platichthys flesus (European flounder)
Lineage: Eukaryota; Metazoa; Chordata; Actinopteri; Pleuronectiformes; Pleuronectidae
Product: OX-2 membrane glycoprotein-like
Exons: 7
Coding region: 77-1051 (324 amino acids)
Molecular function (GO): cell-cell adhesion mediator activity
Source: RefSeq, a predicted model, not a curated record